This is a messenger RNA of Phyllostomus hastatus (greater spear-nosed bat), 1364 nucleotides long. It is a transcript of the gene LTB4R, whose product is annotated as leukotriene B4 receptor. Gene Ontology annotation, molecular function: leukotriene receptor activity; complement receptor activity. NCBI's taxonomy places the organism in Eukaryota, Metazoa, Chordata, Mammalia, Chiroptera, Phyllostomidae. Gene Ontology annotation, cellular component: plasma membrane. The record is from RefSeq and is a predicted model, not a curated record. Bases 109 to 1155 code for a protein of 348 amino acids. The transcript is spliced from 2 exons. Gene Ontology annotation, biological process: positive regulation of cytosolic calcium ion concentration; inflammatory response; complement receptor mediated signaling pathway.
CCAAAUUCCUGGCACUGAGACAGAGCUGGGGAUAGGUUACACCACUCUGCCCUGACCCUGGGAUUGGUACCAGCUUCCGACCAGUGCCCAGCAAAGCCUAUCCUUGUGAUGGCCACGAACACUACAUCUCCUGCAGCACCUUCCUCACAAAGCGUCAUGUUCAUCUCUCUGCUGGCUAUCAUCCUGCUGUCAGUGGCUCUGGUUGUGGGGCUCCCUGGCAACAGUUUUGUGGUGUGGAGCAUCCUCGUAAAGAUGCGAAAGCGUUCUGUCACUGCCCUGCUGGUGCUGAACUUGGCCCUGGCUGACUUGGCCGUAUUGCUCACUGCCCCCUUUUUCCUCUACUCCCUGGCCCGAGGCACCUGGACUUUUGGAGUGGCUGGCUGCCGCCUAUUCCACUAUAUUUGUGGAGUCAGCAUGUAUGCCAGCGUUCUGCUUAUUGCGGCCAUGAGCCUGGACCGCUCUCUGGCGGUGGCCCUCCCCUUUGUGUCCCAGAAGCUGCGUACCAAGACGUUUGUCUGGCGGUUGCUGGCAGGCAUCUGGGUGGUAUCAUUUCUGCUGGCCACACCCGUCAUCGUAUACCGCAGUGUGGUACCGAAAGGCAGGAGCCUGGUCUGCUUUCCAGUAUACUCCAGCGAAAGUCACAAGGUCUUCCAUCUGCUCUUCGAGGCCAUCACGGGCUUCCUGCUGCCCUUCCUGGCCGUGGUGGCCAGCUACUCAGACAUUGGACGCAGGCUGAAGGCCCGGCGCUUCCGCCGCAGCCGGCGCACCGGCCGCCUGGUGGCGCUCAUCAUCCUGGCCUUCGCGGCUUUCUGGCUGCCCUACCACCUAGUGAACCUGGCUCAGGCUGGUCAAGCGCUGGCCGGCCGGGCAGACGUGGGGUCCGUAGGGCAGCGACUGACGCUGGCCCGCCAUGUGCUCAUCGCCCUGGCCUUCCUGAGCAGCAGCGUGAACCCCCUGCUGUAUGCGUGCGCAGGAGGUGGUCUCCUUCGUUCAGCCGGUGUGGGUUUCAUGGCCAAGCUGUUGGAAGCCACAGGCUCAGAGGCAUUUAGCACCCGACGUGGGGUCACCUUGGGCCAGACAGUGAAGGGCGCCCCCACCUCUCCUGAGCCUAACCCAGCUGAGAACCUCACUGUCUCCACUGAACCUCUCCAGUGAAGUGAACUGAACCAGGCCUGGAGAGAGGCGGUGGAAGGACACUUGCUUUCCUCCUGGCAGAAUGCCCCCACGCUGGCCUGACCCAAUUCUGCAUAUUGUGUGGAGGUGGAGAGGAAGAAGAGGGAGGGGAGAGACGAGUAAGGGCAGAGUGAGAUCCUGGCUCCCCUGGGCAGCUUUGCAAUUAAAACUGAAGUCUGAAACUGGGUUAA